Messenger RNA from Rasamsonia emersonii CBS 393.64, 1518 nucleotides. Its product is annotated as Dihydrouridine synthase family protein. Gene Ontology annotation, molecular function: flavin adenine dinucleotide binding; tRNA dihydrouridine synthase activity. The transcript has 2 exons. Lineage: Eukaryota; Fungi; Ascomycota; Eurotiomycetes; Eurotiales; Trichocomaceae. The record is from RefSeq and is a predicted model, not a curated record. Gene Ontology annotation, biological process: tRNA processing. Bases 1 to 1518 code for a protein of 505 amino acids.
AUGGCGGUGCAAGAAGCGCCGCCCGAGGCCCCUGAGGGCCCAAGGGAGCAAACCUCAGAUCCCGCUCCUCGGAAGAAGUUGACAGGAAGAGAAUUCUACCGAAGUAUUGGGAGCCCGAAAUAUAUUCUAGCUCCCAUGGUGGACAGGUCAGAAUUUGUACGACACUCCCUACCUAGUGAAAGCGUGAAGUGUCCAUACUUCCAGCCGACGCGCCGAACUGCAGACGGUGCUGGCGAGGAACCCUAUCUCGACGGCAAUCCCGCCCUAGACCGCCCUCUUUUCGUGCAGUUCUGCGCAAAUGACCCGGAGGAUUUCUUGGAAUCAGCUCGCCUUGUUGCUCCCUACUGCGACGCAGUUGAUCUCAAUCUUGGAUGCCCACAGGGAAUCGCGAAGAAAGGGCAUUACGGUGCGUUUCUGCAAGAAGACUGGGAUCUGAUCUACAAGUUGAUCAACACACUACAUAAGGAACUCCCGAUCCCGGUGACAGCCAAGUUUCGUAUCCUUGAAACGAAGGAGAAGACAUUGGAGUAUGCGAAAAUGAUAUUGUCUGCAGGCGCUAGCAUCAUCACUGUUCAUGGGCGUCGGAGAGAGCAGAAAGGUCACAAUACCGGCCUGGCAGAUUGGAGUUAUAUCAGAUAUCUCCGGGAUAACCUGCCUCCGGAGACUGUGAUCUUUGCGAAUGGCAACAUUCUCAACCAUGACGACAUCGAAAGAUGUCUGGAAGCCACGGGAGCGGAUGGUGUGAUGAGUGCCGAAGGGAACCUGUCAGAUCCCAGCAUCUUUAGUGAGCCGCCCCCUGUCGGUAGCGAAGGACGAGAAUACUGGCGAGGUCGAAAUGGAAAGGGCGGUUAUCGCAUGGAUGCGAUCUUUCGACGGUAUCUGGAUAUCAUUUACCGAUACGUUCUGGAACAGCCAGUCCCUGAAAGAAAGCCGUUGUUCCUUCCGUCAGACCCGGUGCAGAAAGACACCGCGACGAAGACAGACGACGGAAACGCAAAAGAGGGUGACGAGGUCGAAGAACCCCCAAAGAAGAAGCAGAAACGAAACAAGGAGAAGAAGAUAGUCAACCCCAACCUUGGCGCGAUGCAAGGCCAUCUGUUCCAGCUGCUCCGUCCCUUGGUCUCGAAACACACGGAUAUCCGGGACACUCUGGCGAAGGCACGAACAGGCGAUAUAGCCGAGUACGAGAGAAUCCUGCGCAUGGUCGAAAACGCCGUCAAGGCUGGCAUUCUGGAAUACGAGCAGUAUCCAGAACGAUUCGACAGCCCUGUAGUCGACAAGGGCGACGACAGUCUGUCAGGCACCAAGGCUACUGUGGCAGAGUACAGUCGGCCAUGGUGGGUCUGUCAGCCAUACAUCCGUCCUCUGCCCGAAGAAGCAGUCAAGCUGGGGGCGAUGACUAUGAAGAAAGACGAUAACAAGGUGACCAAUCCUGCUUCUGAUGUUGAAGUCAAGGAAGCAGUAGUCCCUCCUCCUGAACAGCCUACUCAAAAGGAAGCUGUGACGGUGCAAGCGUGA